CGAUUUAAAUUGUCCUCUAUUUCUCCUCCUCUUACCCUCUCUUUUCUCGACUUUGUUUAUUCUCCCGGCCGAAAUCCAAUUGAGAGAUCUCGCCCGACGAAUUUGUGGGCUGCUUUCGCUCCUCUUUUUCACUCUGUACGCACUCAAUAAUCAUGAAUCAGGAGUACGAUUAUCUUUUUAAGCUUCUGCUUAUUGGAGAUUCUGGUGUUGGAAAAUCAUGUCUUCUAUUGAGAUUUGCUGAUGAUUCAUAUAUUGAGAGUUACAUCAGCACAAUAGGAGUCGAUUUUAAAAUACGCACUGUGGAGCAAGAUGGGAAGACUAUUAAACUUCAAAUAUGGGAUACUGCUGGGCAGGAACGAUUUAGGACAAUCACCAGUAGCUACUACCGUGGGGCACAUGGUAUCAUAAUUGUUUAUGAUGUAACAGACCAAGAGAGCUUUAAUAAUGUCAAGCAGUGGUUGAGUGAAAUUGAUCGCUAUGCUAGUGAUAACGUCAACAAACUUCUAGUUGGAAACAAGUGUGAUCUCACUGCUAAUAAAGUUGUGCCAUAUGAAACAGCUAAGGCAUUUGCAGAUGAAAUUGGAAUACCUUUCAUGGAAACCAGUGCUAAGGAUUCUACAAAUGUGGAACAAGCUUUCAUGGCCAUGGCUGCCGCAAUCAAGGAUAGAAUGGCAAGCCAACCGGCCAUAAACAAUGCAAAGCCUCCAAUGGUACAGUUCCGAGGUCAGCCUGUUGCACAGAAGAGUGGCUGCUGCUCCUCUUAAGUUACCUGAGUUUUCUCUAGUCUAGUGGCUGUCAUGGAGUGUAAGAUGUACGCUUGUCUUUUAGUCUUUUGAACUGAAAACAUGUAUCUUCGGGAGUCCGCUUGAUGAUCACAUUCUUUCUAUGCACUUGUUUAGAAAUGGUAAUGAAUGUUAGUAUUCUUCUUCUUCUACAA
Molecule: messenger RNA, 937 nt
Organism: Mangifera indica (mango)
Lineage: Eukaryota; Viridiplantae; Streptophyta; Magnoliopsida; Sapindales; Anacardiaceae
Product: ras-related protein RABD2a-like
Exons: 8
Coding region: 153-764 (203 amino acids)
Molecular function (GO): GTPase activity; GTP binding
Source: RefSeq, a predicted model, not a curated record